UUCAAGCCAUGCACUUCCCUAAGAACACAAUGAGUCGUAAGCAAAAUGGACAAAUCAAAGCAACUGACAAGACAAACAAAUUGCACAAAUUAAACCCAUUCCUUGAUGAGCAGGGUGUGCUCAGGGUAGGAGGGCGUUUAACCCACUCCAGUCUUCACCCUCACGUGAAACACCCAGCUAUCCUUCCCAAGGAAAACCAUUUGUCAACACUCCUUAUCAAGCAUUAUCAUGAAAGGGUGCAACACCAGGGACGGGGUAUGACUGUUAAUGAACUGCGAGCCAAUGGUGUUUGGAUUCUUGGAUGCAGUAAGGCAGUCUCGUCACAUAUUUACAACUGCACAAGGUGUAGGAAGUAUAGACGCAGCACUGAAGAACAACGGAUGGCUGACCUCCCACAAGAGCGUGCAGAGUUGACUCCACCCUUUACAUACUGUGGGAUGGACUGCUUUGGACCCAUCUAUAUUAAAGAGGGAAGAAAGGAGUUAAAACGUUACGGACUUUUACUGACAUGCAUGUGCUCCAGAGCCAUACAUAUCGAGAUGCUCAAUGACUUAACAACGGAUGCAUUGAUCAAUGCUCUGCGCUCAUUUAUUGCAUUGCGUGGAAGUGUCAGACAACUUCGCUGUGAUCAAGGCAGCAACUUUAUGGGUGCAAGGCGUGAGUUUGCUGAAGCUAUGAAGGAGAUGGAUGGAGAGAAACUCAAAAAAUUUGGAUGUGAGUUCAUUAUGAAUACUCCAUCUGCGAGUCAUCAAGGUGGCCUUUGGGAACGGCAAAUACGAACGGUACGUAAUGUCCUUUCAUCCAUCCUUGACCAGUCGGAUAAAAGACUUGACAGCAGUUCUUUAAGAACUUUCCUCUACGAGGUUAUGGCAAUUGUAAACAGCAGGCCAUUAACAACAGAACAUUUGCACAAUCCAUCUGGUCCAGAACCUUUGACGCCUAAUCACAUCUUGACUAUGAAGUCCAGCGUUAUUGCUCCCCCUCCUGGAAGGUUUAUCAAGGAAGAUCUGUACCUUCAAAAACGAUGGCGCAGAGUACAGUUCCUAGCCAACAGCUUUUGGGCACGGUGGAAGAAGGAAUAUUUGUUAAAUCUUCAGAACCGGCAAAAAUGGAGCAAGGUGAGAAGAAAUGCAAAGGUCAACGAUAUUGUGCUACUUAAGGAUGAUUCUGCACCACGUAACCAGUGGAAAAUGGCAAGGAUCACGGAUGUGUAUCCAGGGAAGGACGGACAAGUGAGAAGCAUCAGGCUGUUGAUCAGCGAUUCAACUUUAGAUAAUAAGGGAAGGCGGACCACAAAACCCACCUAUCUUGAGAGGCCCAUUCAGAAGAUAGUAACUUUACUAGAAGCUGAUGGAUGAAUCAUUUUCACACCUUUCACACUUGACACCUUUCGUACUUUUCACGCUAGUUGUUCUUUAAUCUCAAAUGUGAUUUGUUAUGAUUCACAAUGGUUCAAUUUAACGCAAAAUCACAGGUGAUUUGGUGGGAGUGUUACUGACAGAAUUUAUUCAAUGCUCUUCUUUGUAUGUCUGUAACAAAUAUUUGUAAUGUUCCUUUAAGUAAUGCGUUUGGUCCAGAACUCAGUGGAGCGGAAGUAACAUUCAGUGCGGACUUUUUAGAGUGUGACACAAGCAACAAGGACUAUGGGGGCGUGGGUUUCUGCAUCUCCUCGCCAUCUUCAUACAGGACUUAAGUAUAUAAAGGACUCAUGUCAGUUGUUAUGGUGAAGUUAUGUGUCAAGUCCAAUUUUUGAUCCGCUCAUUGAGAAGAGUGAAGUGCAACUCCGAAGUUGAUCGUAUUUCUCCCGUUUGGUUACAGCAGGCAAUGAGGUGCGUUCAAGGUGUCUGUUAAUUUGAGUUUCCAUGUAAAUGUGAUGAAACAGGCAUUUUAUGUCUGUAAACCUAACAUGUACUGGGUUUAUAUUGGUCAUAGUGUUAUUAUAAGGCAUGUUACAUGAUGUCUAAAUGAUUGAAGUUUGCUGAAUGUGUAAGAAAGGAAUUAAUGGUUACUGUUUAGGAAUUGUGAGGUUUCUAAAUACAAUUUUUAUUUUAUUAGUUCUCACGAUGGCAACGCUGAGUGAUCCUGUUGGUGAGCUUGGAAUAAACCAUCUGUAUAUAAAGAACUUGUCCUCGUGGUGACUGACGGGAGUAACAUGAACAACGGUGAACUUUUCAGCGAAGACGAGGUGGUCGAGCAGAUUCCAUCAGGACAACAAACCAACUCCUCUGAACCAGGACAACAAACCAUCUCAUCUGAAUCAGGUGAAGAAGUGAAAAAGCGCUGGAAAAACCUCAGAGAUACUUUCAUGAGGACCCGUAAAGCACUCAAAAAUAAGAAAAGUGGCUCAGCAGCUGGUGAUCAGAGGAUAUGGAAGUACUUCCACGUUAUGUCCUUCCUAGAGCCUUAUAUAAAGGAGCGUGAUACUAGUGGAAACCUGAAAGCAGAUGACCCAGAGGGGGAGGAGGGGGAGGUGGUAACGUUGACCGUGGUGCCUGUGACCGAGGAUGAAGAUGAUGGGGCUGCUGAUCUAUUGCACACAACAGCCAGUGAUACCACUAGUGAUUCCAGCAGCUUUGACCUGUCAUAUCAGCAAAUGCCACAAGCAUCUUCUGAAAAGACCAACCCAGGGAAACGAAGAAGGCCUGACCAAACCAGCUUUGAGGAGUCCAUCCUCAGCAGGGUGGAUAAUAUUCGAGCCUACAUCCAACAUACGGCUGAAGAUGAAGAUGAGCUCUACUUACAAAGCCUUUUGCCCAUUCUCAGACGACUUAGGGGAGCCCAAAAAUCUGAGGCCAAGAUGGAAUUAAUCAGAGUGCUCCAUAAAUUUGAGUUUGGAGAAGAAUAAUUAUCUUGAUGAUAGUGAUUAACUGUUUAUUAUGUUCAUAAAAAGUUCAUAUAAAUAUUUCAUAGUGAAAUUCCCCAUUUUUGCACACUAAGUUUACAGCCUGUAAUUGUUCUAUAUUGCAGACAAAAGAAAAAAUGUUACUUGUUAAUUUAUUUUUGUUAAAAAAAAAU
Messenger RNA from Archocentrus centrarchus (flier cichlid), 3015 nucleotides. RefSeq lists its product as uncharacterized. Gene Ontology annotation, molecular function: DNA binding. Bases 2153 to 2845 code for a protein of 230 amino acids. Lineage: Eukaryota; Metazoa; Chordata; Actinopteri; Cichliformes; Cichlidae. The transcript has 2 exons. Gene Ontology annotation, cellular component: transcription regulator complex; nucleus. Gene Ontology annotation, biological process: regulation of transcription by RNA polymerase II. The record is from RefSeq and is a predicted model, not a curated record.